Thalassophryne amazonica is the source of this 5289-nucleotide messenger RNA. It is a transcript of the gene lrriq1, whose product is annotated as leucine-rich repeats and IQ motif containing 1. NCBI's taxonomy places the organism in Eukaryota, Metazoa, Chordata, Actinopteri, Batrachoidiformes, Batrachoididae. Gene Ontology annotation, molecular function: protein binding. The record is from RefSeq and is a predicted model, not a curated record.
AUCGAAAGUACCACGGUAAUGAUGAUUUUCUUCACAUAAAAGUUAUAUAGUGUGCCCAAAAGUAAGGCGAGUUAUUUUUUUCCAACCUACUUUAUUCUUCACCUUUUUUUCCGGUUGUCUGGCGGUCUGCUUUCCUCGCGUUUUUAGUUUUUCUUUCUUUUUAUAUGUAUUUUAUUUUAUCUUUACAUUUUGAGUAUCUCUUCCAAUUGCCAUUGGAUCUAGCGGCCACUAGGUGGCAGCAGUCGUGAAGUUUGAGCACCCUGGACAUGAACGAAAUGGAUGACGUCAUGCUGUCACGGGAGCUGCGCAGUGAUGGGGAUAAUGAUGAUGAUGAAGAGCAGGAUAGUUUUUCAGACCACAUAGAAGGGGUAUUAGGUGACAUACCGCCAUCAUUGCUCAGAUACUUUGAAACAUCAAAAAGCAGAGCGGCACUUUGUGAGAAGCUUAUCCUCCAGAAAGAUGAAGCGGACAUUAAUGAAGAUGUGAAGGGGAGUCGGGCUCGGUGUGAUAUGGACUUGUUGACACUGAACGAACAGAUUAUUUCUGAAAUGGAAGCUGAGGUGAAUACUUCUAGUGGCAUCAACUGUGCUUCUGCACCAAAUGAUACUGAAGCACUUCACUCUCACGAUGUUUCAGUGUGUCUCAACAUUGAAGGUGAAGCUGCAGGAGAAGGAUAUAAGGAGUGUAGGAAGAAUUUGGGGUUGGAAAUGUGCUCCUCUGAGAGUUCUCUGGAAGAGCAGAGAAAGAAAAGCGCUGAACACCAAAUGGACAGAGAAAAGCGUCUUCAUGAGGAGAUGAGAAACGAGGAGCAAAAGCGACUAAAAGAGAGAAACUUCCAGGAGGAGCUAAGGAAGAUAAUGGAGAAAGAUAAUCUUCAUCAGGCUGAACUUGAAAUGAUGACAAAGAGAGCUCAGGAAAAACUUGAAGUGGAGAAGUUGCACCAGCAGGAAGUGAUCAAAAGCUUACAGCAGAGAGUCGAGGAAGAAAGGAAGAUGAGAGAGGAGGAAGAGGAGAAAAGGAAAGAAGACAAAAGGAAGAAGAAGCAGGAAAAGGAAAGGAGGAAAAGGGAAGAGGAGAAAUUGAAGAAUGCCAAAACAAAAAAGAUGACUGGUGAAAUGAAGGGGAAUAAAGACGAAGAUGAAAAGAGCAAAAUAGAAAAAAUAAGAUUUCAUAAAGUGGAAGAUGAGGUAAAGAUAGACAAAGAAGAGGAAGAGAGGAAAAAAGAACAGGCGUUCAUUUUUACAGAGGAAAACAAGGAACAAGUGGAUGAGACGAUGAUGUCCAAAAAAGAAGAAAAUAGAGAAAUAGAAAAAGUAAGAUGCAAAGAAGAAAGGCAAAUGGGAACAAAGGACAAAAAUAGGGAGAGAAAAGAGACAAAGAGAAUAUACGAAAAAAUAAAUGUUAAGGGAGAAGACAGAAAAACAAAUGAUGCAAAAUCAGGAGAAGAACUGACAUGCAGAGAGAAUGGGGAAGAAGAUGAAAGGAAGAAAAAUAACAUCAAGAAAGACGAUGGCAUUAAAAAAAGAGAAGCGGAUGAGAACUCCGGAAAAAGGGAUGUAGAGAAAAAAAGUACAGAAUGGCCAAGAAAACAGUUAGAGGAAGAGAAAAAGAGAAAAAUACAGGAAGAAAUAUGGGUUCAGGAGCAAACAAGAAAAAAGGAAGAACACAAGAUGCAGGAGAUGGAUGAGGAGUGUAAAAGAAGGGAAGAUGAGAGAUUAAUCAAGCAGGAUGCUGAGCAAAAAAAACUUGAGGAUAUAUGGAAUGAGGAGGAGCGAAAAAAGAUUGAUAUGGGAAUACAGAACCGGCAUGAGGAGGAGGGAAACAUAGAAUCCAAGGGUGGGAGAGAAAAGGAGGAUUAUGAAACUACAGAAGAAGAGAAUGAACAGACAAAGGAAGAGAUGGCAGUAAACAGAAGACAUGAAACAAGACUGAAAGAGGAGAAUGAAUGGAUGGAAGAGAAGGAAAAGAAGGAGAAGAGGGGAAAUUGUAUAAAAACCCAAAACAGAGAGAUUUUGGACAAUGAAAGAAAUCCUUCACAAGAAGAGGACAACAUUGUUCAGACUUCCUUAAACACGGAAGUGUCUCGUAUCAGUCCUGCAGAGGCUCUCAACCUGAACUCAGACUCUGAGUGUAAAACUACUGGCCGAGAAGAUCCAGUAGCUGCAGGCUCUUCACUCCUACCGGAGCCCAUGGAGCAGAAGAGGCUGUCAUGGAUGAAGGGUGGCAUCCUCUGGUCCACACUUUACUUCCAGAACAGGAGGAAGCAGAAAGGAGCUGUCCGAGUUCAAAGAGGACCAAGGAGGACAGCUGAGUCCAGCAGCCUGCCGCCUCUGUGCCCAGAGACUGUGCUCAAGUCCAGCAGCUGCAAAUCCCUGCGACAGAUGACCACAGUGACUGUGGAAGAUGUACCUGGCUGCAACCUGUCCACUCUGAGUCAAUGUCCACAACUUCAGUCCCUCACCCUCAGACGUUGUGGCCUCAAAGCUCUGGAUGGUAUCAACCAGUUAUCAACCCUCUGCUACAUCGAUGUACAGGAAAAUGACAUCUCAUUUGUGGACUGUGAAAGUAUGACCAGCUUAAGAGUUCUUCGACUUGGCCACAACAAGCUGACAUCCAUCCACGGUCUCAGUGGAGCUGAAAACGUGGAUUUGCUUGACCUCUCGCACAACUGCAUCACUCGUAUCGCUGGUCUAGAGUCUAUGAAGAGGCUGCAGUGGUUGUCACUGAGCCACAAUCAGCUGAUUAGCACCAAAGGACUGAGGGACGUGCACACACUUCUGCACCUGGAUUGCUCAUACAACCACUUGGUAAAUGUGGAGGGUUUGGACCACAGUGCACUGCUCAGCAAGCUGGACCUAACAGCCAACAGCCUGACUGAGCCUCCCAGUCUGAACAACCACGUCCUCCUCAGACAGCUGAAUCUGGAUGACAACAGCAUCUCCUCUCUGCAGAACCUCACUGCCUGCUGGCUUCCCCUCUUGAAUGUCCUCUCUGCAGCCCAAAAUAGAAUCACCCAGCUGCCCUCCAUGACUGAUUUUCCAUCCAUAAGGAAUUUGGAUCUUCGACAUAAUUGCCUUUCAGAGUUGAACAAUAUCUGUGAAAGCCUGGAAGGAUGUCCAUUCCUGCAAGAAGUCCAUUUCACAGAUAAUCCUCUUCAGCACGAGAGUGACUGGAGGUCUGCUCUGCACAGAGCAGUGCCUUGUCUGCGAGUCAUUGAUGACCAGGAGACGGGGUCUGUUCUGUCGCCUCCUGCUGUCCAUCACACCAGCUUGCAUUCAGACAGCUUCCUGGCUUUCUGUCAGGCUCAGCUGCAGCAGACCCAUCAGCUGGAGCAACAGCACCACAGAGAGCUCAGAAAUGUUUCAUCUCCACUGGAUGCAAUAAAGCUGUCCUGCCAACACUUUGCUCAAGCUUUGCAGCUGGCUGAAGAACACAGAUUUGCUCAUGAAUAUGGGGACAAGACUAUAAUUAACAAACAUGGUGCUGCAGAUCAAACAACUCAGAGUGAACUCCUCAACAAGAAUGGUGCAUGUGCUGCAGUUUCAUCUGAGCCCUUUGAGGUGAUGUCUCAAAGAAACAGGAAGGUGCAUGACUCUCCGAUUCUAUGUGUUGACAACCUGAGCAGGAUGUUUGAGGAAAGAGGAGCAGCUCACAGGCAGCUCGACACUUUUGAGAACCACACAUUGAAGUCAACCAACUCUGUUGCUUUUAGCUUUCACAACCUGGCAACAAUGGAAAAAACAGCUUCAGCAUCAGUGUCCAACUGUCAGGAUGUGGACCUCAAAAACACAGCCGCAGUAGUGAUUCAGCAGUGGUGGAGGAAUCACAGACAGAAAUGUGUGAAGAUCAACAGUCCCUCUUUCUGUGAAAAGGGAGGAGGAAGAGGCGGUGAUGGAGUAAAUCCAGAACUAGGACCUUCCUAUACUGAAUACAGCAUUCUUGGGUGGGAUUAUGCAGCAACGGUCAUCCAGGCAUACUGGAGGGGCUUUGCUCUGAGGAAGAGGCUCAGAUCUGCUCUGGCCGCUGUUGUGUCCCCUGAUAUUGAUGAUGACGACACCUUUGAGGAGGCGAAUAUGGGCGAAUUUGACUUUGAUGAGGUGGUGCUGGAGAAAAGAUGGACAUUACCACCUUCUGAGGCAUCACAGCAGCCACCAUCUCUGGAGCCUCCUGAGGACUUUGCAGGACCCUCCCUGUACAUUUUCCCAUUGCUUGCAAGGAGAACAAAACAGGCCUGGGUUGUUGGGGAACAAUUAGAUUCUAAGGUUAUGCGGGAUCUCCAAGGUAGCACCAACAGAAGCCAGUCUCCGGCUGCAACAUCAGUGAGCAGCAGCCACUCUGAAAAAUCAGAAAAGUUAAUGAAAGAAUGGGGCUUCACUGACCCUCGCACAGCUCUCCUGUUACUCAAGAGGGCUCAGAAGAUGAAUCCAAAGAGGCCCCAGCAGAAGAGAUGUAGCGACCCGCAUGUCUGUCUGGCCUUGACGAGAAAGAGAACGAGCCAGCUCGGCCCUGUGGAAACACAAAAUAAGCCUGCGCAAUGUAGAAGAAAUAAUACAAAGGUUGGUGAAGCUGAGCCGGGCCUCGAUCUGACAGACAAGACCGCGCAUUUGAAGCAGGAAAGAAGUAACGAGUGGCUGCACACCCAGACUGCUCAGCGGCACAGGAUCUCAGACAGGGAACAUUUCAUACCAGAGAUCAACUCUGACAUUGUGAACAGAGGCAGAAUGCAGCCUGUGGCUGACCCGGGAUACACAGAAUGUCUACGUUUUCUGUCGAGUGCAGUUGGUGAAGCUGAGCCGGGCCUCGAUCUGACAGACAAGACCGCGCAUUUGAAGCAGGAAAGAAGUAACGAGUGGCUGCACACCCAGACUGCUCAGCGGCACAGGAUCUCAGACAGGGAACAUUUCCUACCAGAGAUCAACUCUGACAUUGUGAACAGAGGCAGAAUGCAGCCUGUGGCUGACCCGGGAUACACAGAAUGUCUACGUCAGACCGAGGGGUCUUGGGCCAACAGCAGUUUAAUUGCCCAGUCUUGGAAAUCAAAAGGUUGCACUCACAGAAUCUCCGUGAGGCGUCAAAGACAAGAUGUGCCAUCUCCAAAACAAGUAACAUCUGCUCCGUUAAAAAGGGAGCGCUUCUCCUUCAGAGACAACCCAGUGCAGCUCAGUGUUGGUUGGGGAAGUGGAAAGAAGAGGGCACAAGUACACAAGUAAAAUAUUUACAGCCCUUUGAGCAAGGAACCCAUUUUGUGACUUUAUAUUUUGUUUUUGCUUUUUUUAUAUAUCUAUGUCC